This is a messenger RNA of Fundulus heteroclitus (mummichog), 3172 nucleotides long. It is a transcript of the gene cdc42ep4a, whose product is annotated as CDC42 effector protein (Rho GTPase binding) 4a. The record is from RefSeq and is a predicted model, not a curated record. The coding region runs from base 367 to 1386 and encodes 339 amino acids. The transcript has 2 exons. Lineage: Eukaryota; Metazoa; Chordata; Actinopteri; Cyprinodontiformes; Fundulidae.
ACGCUACAGCAGGAGGCAUUGUAGUGAGUUCCUGAGCCUCAAAGCAGAAGCAUCGUUUGUGAGGAUGCGGGCACAGCUACUGUAAAAAUAACUCUCUUAAUAUCAUAAAGACCGAAGCGGGUAUUCUAAGAGCGCAGCUUGGAGUACAAAUCGCACGUCUGAGCGCCUUACAAUUGGCUCAGUUUGAUGAACGCACCAUCACGUUUUUAUUAUUGAGCUGCUGGGGGCCUAGGAGUGGAGCACCAGCUGUUUUCUUUUAUGAAUGGGAUGCUCGGUUUCCAGUCGGAGUGGAGUUAAGGAGCGCUGUCAUUUCUUCCAAUGCUUGUAAAGAUUGAAGAUCCGGACUGCCUAUAACUACACGCCGCCAUGCCGAUCUUAAAGCAGCUAGUCUCCACCUCCUCCCAGACGAAACGUCGCUCACGUAUGGACUUGACCAGGGAGAUGAUCAGUGCUCCCCUCGGUGAUUUCCGUCACACCAUGCACGUGGGUCGCAGCGGGGACGCCUUCGGAGACACGUCCUUUCUGAGCACGCGCUCCGGGGAACCUUCCCCCGAGACGACAUCCUUUCCCCGCUCACCGCGGCCUGGCCUUUUGGCGCGCACCUUCAGGAGCAGCAAGCGCUCGCAGUCGGUGACCAGAGUGGACCAACAGAACGACAACAGCCUGCUGAUUCCCGGAGGCUCGCCAGCCUUUGUUAAAAACGCCAUGUCUCUGCCUUUUCUCAACGACGAGAACCGAGGGGACGGGCUCGUGUCAAAGAGCUUGUCUUCCAGCCCGUUUAAGCAGCACGGGGAGCUGGACGGCGGGGGCGCCGCCGCAGCAGCGAACCUACUGGAGCUGCAGGAGAAAAGCUUUGGGGAGCUGACGGAGCUGCCGGAGAGCUCUGUUCACUAUGGAGGUGGAAUGAAGCACGCAGAGUCCGUCAUGUCCUUCCACGUUGACUUGGGACCUUCCAUGCUGAACGAAAUCUUGGAUGUGAUGCAAAAUCAGGAAGAUGACCUUGGCUACGAGGAAGGCAAGAGCAGCGAGGGCCGUGCCUCGCCAGCGCUGAGCAACCACUGCGAGGAAGAGGAGAAGAAGGACGAGGAUGAAGGUGGAGAGCAGCAGCAGGAGGAGACAGAAAAGGAUGCAGCAGCGCACCCGGCCCAAUCUGAUGACCUGAGGGCCGAAGACGAGCAUCCGUACACGCCGGAGAUACGUCCCAAACACCUGCAGCAUCUGGACAGCUGCUCCAUGUCGAGCUCCGGCUCCGCGGCAACGGACGAGAAGCCAAACUACCAGAGCUACGCAGGGGACACAGACAGCGCCACCUUCAGUGCACCGCCCGAGGAGGAGAGCAACUUCUCCUCUUUCUUGGAGGAUGAAGACGACGAGAUCCACGUUUAAGAGUUCAAACUUAAAACGACUAAGCUCUGGCAGACCUUUUUUUUGGCAGUGUGGAUUUCCCCUCAGAGCGGCAACAAGACGCUGCAGUCGGCUCCGGUGGGACCAGAAACUUUCAGGUGGUUACGGCUGCAAAAGAAAAGUGUGAUUACCCUGUUAGGACAUGCCCAACUCUACUCACCAGGGAGCCUUACCCUUUUGAACACUCACUCACUAACGGACAUGGAGACAUGGAUGGGGAGGACUCUCUGAAUAUGCACCAUUCCUGAAAUACACAGCGAGCUCUGGUUGAAAAGAGACUAGUUGAAGGGGGGGGGGACUUAACUCAGCUUUUGAAUUUCCCUUUUCUUACUAUCACAACCCCAGCCCCCCAGUGAUUUUACACUCUCUUUUUCAUUGUGCUUUUUUCUGCCUGGCUUCAGGACAUCAUGCGGCCUGAUCUGAACAGAAGGCCUCUGUCACAAGCGGACCACUGGUGGGUGUCCUGUCCCAAUAAAAGGAGCUGUGUUUGUGACUGGAGCGCGAGGCCCAGCAUCAAACCCUUUUUCAUCAGAAAAUAUUAUGGUAGAGCCACAGAUCUGUCAGACUUUUUCACCCUUAUUCCCGCCUCUGUAACUCAGGGUCCCUGUGAGGCUGCCUGAAGGCAACCAUCUCCUGCUUUAUUGCAGGACCACAAAGUCUAAACCGAAAUUCUGCUCCGUUAGUCUAGUGGAUGCCACGCAGAGCAAAACUCAGUGAGGGGGGAAACUUUAAAGUGAUGCUUUGGGCUCACUACAAAGAACCUUGUUAUCACAGGAAACCGGGGGGGUGAAGAGUAGCGUGUGCCACAUUCUUGGUCGUCUUUUUAUCUGUUUUUUUUUUUUCUUUCAUUGAACACGUUUUUGUUUUUUUUCUCCUUUUGCUUUCAAAAUGAUUUCCAUCAGCACAAACUCGCUGCAUUCCCUCAACACGUUUUUGGCUUUUCUACUUGACUGAAUAACAGUUUAAAACCACUUCCUUCCUUUUCGUUCAUUUUUCUUUCUGUCUUGUCUUGCAUCCAAGCGACUGCAGUGUUAGGACCCGGACUUGUAAAAAAAAAAAAAAGUGAUGCCCAUUAGUCAACAGACCCCAUCACUACACGUGAGUAGAGCUUUAUGGGCAAGACUCAAGUGUGCUGGCACGUAAAACUAAAGCAGACACUACUAGUAUCUGUAGUUUUUGUAGGGUGGAGGAGCUCCUCUCUUUUUCUGUGUUCGUUUGAAGCACGGAUGAAAAAGAAGCCUCACCCAGCGAUAGAUGCAAGAGCAUUAAGCAGAAGAUUGCCGGUUUUUAUGUAAGUUGCAGAGUCAUUGCAGCUCGACUCCACGUCUUGCAUCAUCAGAUCCAUGAGGCUCGGGCUGACUUGCGCAGAUUGAUUUCUCUGCCUUAACUGAAACUGACAGAUGUGCCAAAUUAUAAUAUUCAGGGCCAAAAAAAAAAAAAAUAAUUUUGUGAAAUGUUGAAUAUGUUAGUCCCUGUCUUUUUUUUUCUGUAUGAUCUUAAUUUAGGCUUUCACAGUGAAAAGAAAUGAAAUAAAAGGCGAUUUAAGGGCAAAUAUCUUCCAGAUAAGGGGAGGUACCAGGUGAAUUUGCAUCACUGGUUACACACUACACAAUGUAAUGUCUUUUUUUAUGUUAAAAAGAACGAGCCUCUGUGUUUUCUUUAUCCUUAAUAAGCCUUAAUGUUGUUGUCUGCUCUGUAUAUCUUCCACUUUUUUCCCCUGUAUGACCCAAAUUAACCUAUAUUUUUCAAUUAAAGAGAACCACGAGUA